AUGAUCUGCUCAAGCUGCCGUCAAUCGCUGGUUUCCCGUUUCCGCACGCUCGUCGUCAGCUCCAAUCCCUCAGUGUCGCCCUUCUCCAGCCUACGUUAUGCCUCUACGGUCCCUGCGACUCCUAAUGCUGGCCCAGUUCCAGCCCCGGUAUCCAUAUCGAUAGAUCAUCCGAAUGUUUCGCAAUCCUCAAAUACCUCCGGCAUCUCACAACCCCUUUCUGAACCACAUACUCCCUCAACAUCAAGCGCAAAGACGUCGGGUCCUACAUCCACAAAAGAUGGAAAGGUUGCCGCGAAGCCGAGGAGCUCGGUACCUGGAGGCAAGGAGCUGAGAGGGCUGGGUUACACAAAAGCAAAACCGAAAGUGCUUGCCAUGGAGGAUGAUGCGUACCCGGAAUGGCUCUGGACACUACUUGACGAGAAGAGACCGGGCGCAAUGGCCGAAAAGGUAGAUCUAGCAGCUAUGACCAAGAAACAACGCCUACGCUACGAAAAGAAACAAGAGCGACUGUUGAAGGACAUUCCAAAACAGAUCCCCGUACACGAGCAAAGCAAGGAUCUGACCACACCUGGAGACGACGCCUUGACGAGUUUACAGCGCCGGCAAGAGAUCACGAAGAGCGCAAGAGCGGCACGGAGGAGAGGCAUUCGUGAAAGCAACUUCUUGAAGUCCAUGUAG
This is a messenger RNA of Cladophialophora yegresii CBS 114405, 678 nucleotides long. RefSeq lists its product as uncharacterized. Lineage: Eukaryota; Fungi; Ascomycota; Eurotiomycetes; Chaetothyriales; Herpotrichiellaceae. The transcript has 2 exons. Gene Ontology annotation, cellular component: mitochondrial large ribosomal subunit. Gene Ontology annotation, molecular function: structural constituent of ribosome. The record is from RefSeq and is a predicted model, not a curated record. The coding region runs from base 1 to 678 and encodes 225 amino acids.